AUGUUAACAAUGGAGUCUCGAAAACAAGCUUUGCCAUUAUCUUGGGUCCUCAUCUUCUUCCUUGCCAUUUCCUUGUGUGGAGUGAAGGCAUCAAGUGGCAAGCCUCAAGAGGGUCCUGUGGUGGAAAAGGAUCAAUGGAGGAAAUUACUUGUCACUGAAUUCGGACAGAUAACUGCCCUUGACAUCAAGGAGGAUCCAGAGAAACUACCCUACCAUCUUCAGUUCAUCACAUUGGAGCCUAACUCGCUAUUUCUUCCUGUGCUUCUACAUGCAGAUGUGGUAUUUUAUGUUCAUACAGGGAGUGGAAAGCUGACUUGGGUUAAUGAUGAUGGUACUGGAACGAUCCCUUUACGCAAAGGAGAUCUCUGCAGUCUCGGUGAAGAAUCUGUUUUCUAUAUACAGAGCGACUUAGAGGCUGAAAGAAGGAAACUAAGGAUUUAUGCAAUGUUCACCAAUACAAAAGACAAUACUUUUAAUCCGUCAAUCGGUGCUUACUCAAGAAUCAACGAACUGGUUAAGGGCUUUGAUAAGAAAAUCAUGCAAGCAGCUUUAAAGGUGCCAGAUGAUUUGAUUGAUGAAAUAAUUAACAAGAGAAACACCCCAGCUAUAGUGCAUGCGGUUUCAAAGCAGAGGAAUGUUGUGCAGGAACCGGAGGCUUCGUUUCUUAAAAACUUUCUAGGCGUUGGAUCCAACUCCAACAAACUCGAAAAAUACAACAUCUUUGAUCAUGAUCCUGACUUCAGAAAUCGUUAUGGAUGGAGUGUAGCAGUGACCAAAAGGCAAUUGAAGUCAUUGAAGCGGACCAACAUUGGAUUUCUUAUGGUGACUUUGGCCAGGGGAUCAACAAUGGGGCCUCAUUGGAACCCGAAGGCAACAGAGUUGGCAGUGGCAGUAGAAGGGAAAGGCGUGGUCCGAGUGGUAUGUGGAAGCAACAAUGAAGAUGAGACAGCGUGCCAAAACAUGAGGUUUAAGGUUAAUGCCGGUGAUGCUUUUGUGGUGCAAAGGUUUCAUUCAAUGGCUCAGAUGUCAUUCAACGAUGAAGCGUUUGUUUUUCUUGGCUUCAGCACUUCAGCAAAGGACAACCAUCCUCAAUUUUUAUCGGGAAAGGGAUCAGUGCUUCAUAAACUGGACAAGCACAUAAUGGCUACCUCUUUGGGUGUGAGUGACAGAACCGUUGACGACCUUCUGCAUUCUCCCCAGGAUUCCAUCAUUUUCGGAAGAAGAGCAUGGCCACUGGAGCAGCUUGGAAGGGAGGAGAGUUUUGAAAGUAAGAAACCUUUGAUUCCUUCUCAAAGUCUUGAACUUUAG
Molecule: messenger RNA, 1308 nt
Organism: Sphenostylis stenocarpa
Lineage: Eukaryota; Viridiplantae; Streptophyta; Magnoliopsida; Fabales; Fabaceae
Source: the annotation of a GenBank genome assembly